Momordica charantia (bitter melon) is the source of this 2120-nucleotide messenger RNA. Its product is annotated as hexokinase-3. Gene Ontology annotation, biological process: intracellular glucose homeostasis; glycolytic process. NCBI's taxonomy places the organism in Eukaryota, Viridiplantae, Streptophyta, Magnoliopsida, Cucurbitales, Cucurbitaceae. Gene Ontology annotation, molecular function: hexokinase activity; D-glucose binding; ATP binding. Gene Ontology annotation, cellular component: cytosol; mitochondrion. The record is from RefSeq and is a predicted model, not a curated record.
CCCCCCAGCAAACCCAUCCCCUCGCGUCUGCUUGUCGGAGUGAAAAACCACAUUCUCCGAUUCUUGCGGCGGCUCCGGUCGGCGGCCGUCGGCGAAGUCGGCCGUAGAGGUGCCGGGGAGGCCUCUGCGGACGCCGGUUUCGGGAAAGUAUUGAGACGUUCUUUCACGGGGUCGUUGGAAGCGGAGUGCCGACGGGAGGGUGAGUGAAUCGGAAGCGGAGUGCAUGUUCGGACGGUGGCGCUUCGUUGGAAUGGUUUGUAGUAGGAGAAGAGGUUACGGUAAAGUUUUUGGACGGAGUGAGUGAUCGUGGAGGGAAAUGGGGAGAGUAGUGGUGGGAGUGGCUAUGAGUGUUGCAGUGGUGGCUUGCAUAGUGGCCGCUGGUGUGGUUGGUCGGAGAGUACAGAACAGAGGGAAAUGGAGGAGAGUGGUGAGGGUUUUGAAAGAGCUGGAGGAGGGCUGCGAAACGUCCGUGGGGAGGCUGAAGCAGGUGGUUGACGCCAUGGCUGUGGAGAUGCACGCUGGUUUGGCUUCAGAAGGAGGUUCCAAGCUCAAAAUGCUCCUCACUUUCGUUGAUAAUCUACCUGACGGGAAUGAGAUUGGGACCCACUAUGCACUUGAUCUAGGGGGUACAAAUUCCAAGGUCUUGAGUAUUCGAUUGGAAGGUAAUAGAUCGUCUAUCUUUGAACAUGAUGUGGAACAGCUUCCUAUUCCCCAACAUUUAAUGACCAGCACAGGCAAUGAUCUUUUUGAUUUCAUUGCUUCGUCGUUGAAGGAAUUUAUUGAUAAAGGAAAGGAUUCUGAGGUUCUUCUAGGUGGGAGAAGGGACCUUGGUUUUACAUUCUCUUUUCCCACAAAACAAACUUCCAUUUCAUCUGGCGUGUUAAUUAAGUGGACGAAAGGAUUUUCCAUUGGAGACAUGGUUGGAAGAGAUGUUACUGAGUGCUUGGAACAAGCUAUGAACAGAAAGGGUCUCAACAUAAGGGUCACAGCACUUAUAAAUGACACUGUGGGAACAUUAGCUCAUGGACAUUAUCACGAUGCUGACACCGUUGCUGCAGUGAUAAUUGGAACUGGUACCAAUGCCUGUUAUUUGGAGCGUACAGAUGCUAUUAUCAAGUGUCAGGGACUUCUUACAACCUCUGGAUUCAUGGUUGUUAACAUGGAGUGGGGGAAUUUUUGGUCCUCUCAUUUGCCUAGAACUUAUGAUAUUGAUUUGGAUUUUGACAGCCCCAAUCCGAAUGAUCAGGGCUUUGAGAAAAUGAUAUCAGGGAUGCAUCUGGGUGACAUUGUGAGAAGAGUGAUUCUUAGAAUGUCGCAAGAAUCUGAUAUUUUUGGGUCAGCUUCAUCUAGGUUAUCUAUUCCAUUUGUGUUGACAACACCUCUAAUGGCUGAAAUGCAUGAAGACGAUUCGGCGAACUUGAGAGAAGUAGCAAGGAUCUUGAGAGACAUUUUAGGGAUCCCUGAAGUCCCGUUAAAGGCUCGGAAACUUGUAGUAAGAAUAUGUGAUGCGGUGACCCGCCGAGCUGCCCGGUUGGUGGCUGCUGGCAUUGUGGGCAUCCUAAAGAAGAUGGGGCGGGACGGAACAGGUGGAAUUGCAGGAGUAAGAAGUAGGACCGAUGUGAAUAUCAAAAGAACAGUGGUGGCAGUUGAGGGGGGAUUAUAUACUAAUUACACAAUGUUCAGAGAGUACUUGCACGAAGCACUGAGCGAGAUACUGGGAGAUGUUGCCAAAAAUGUAAUUCUUAGGGUAACUGAAUAUGGAUCCGGCAUUGGAGCAGCUCUUCUUGCGGCAUCACAUUCAUCCAAUUGAUAGCACAGAUUUCCACAUAUAUAUAUUUAUAUAUGAAUAUAUAUAAAUUGAUAUAUAUAUUAUAUAUACAUAUAGAGAUCCUGUAAAGUUAGAGAAAUUCAUUUCCUCAGCAUGUGAUGUCUCUCUGUAAAAAUGGAAAAAAAGGAAGAAGGGAUUUGUAUUAUUUGAAAGUGGAAUUGUCAAUAUCUUGUUCCCUGCAAUUAUUUGUAAGCUAAAUGUCAACUUCAUUGGCUGGCUCUUGGAACUGAAGGAGUUGGUAUUUUCUGGAUUUCACCAUUUUUGAUGUGGGACUUGACCAUUUUUUUGUGCC